CCUCCUCCGUGCCAGUGCCACCGAUCUGAUACUCCGCCGGAUCACCAAUAGCAAUGAUACCCUCCUCCGCCGCCCUCGAUCUCGACCGCUGCGGCGUCUUCCCUCUCUCCCUCACCUCUCUCUGCCCUUGCCAAUCCCAAACCCUAAGACCCCUAAGUUUUUCCCGCCAAGCUCGAUUUCGAUCUCUGCAGAAUCUCAAGCUCACCAUCUCGUUUCGACGAUCCCGUGGCGGAUUCCUGCGGUCCAUCACCGCGUUCGUGCCUCUCUCCGGCGAUGCAGUGAAGCCCGAUGACGACGAGCUCAGAGAUGGAAAGGCUGCUGAGGGUUCACAAGCUUUGGCUAUGGAUCAGCUAAGAAAGCGGGUGGUGUUUGGGCUUGGAAUUGGGCUCGGCACUGGUGCAAUAGUUGUGGCUGGAGGAUGGGUGUUUACUACAGCAGUUGCAGCCGCAGUGUUUGCUGCAUCCAGGGAAUAUUUUGAACUUGUAAGGAGCCGGGGUAUUUCUGAUGGGAUGCCACCUCCUCCGAGAUAUGUGUCCAGGGUUUGCUCUGUGAUAUGCACACUCAUGCCCAUGCUAACAUUGUAUUUUGGUCAGAUGGAUGUACCUGUGACAUCGUCCGCUUUUGUUGUUGCAAUGGCAUUAAUUCUACAGAGAGGGAAUCCUCGUUUUGCACAGCUUAGCAGUGCCAUAUUUGGGCUGUUCUACUGUGGCUAUCUUCCCUGUUUCUGGGUUAAGCUCCGAUGUGGUUUGGCAGUUCCUGCAUUGAAUACAAAAUUAGGGAAUACAUGGCCGAUUUUUCUUGGUGGACAGGCUCAUUGGACGGUUGGCCUAGUAGCAACCUUGAUGUCCAUUAGUAGCAUAAUCGCGGCAGAUACAUUUGCUUUUCUAGGUGGAAGGGCAUUUGGUCGUACUCCUCUUAUAGCUAUCAGUCCAAAGAAGACUUUGGAAGGAGCUUUUGCUGGUCUGAGCGGGUGCAUAGCUAUUGCUGUUAUUCUUUCUAAGUUUUUUAGCUGGCCAACAUCUUUAUUGAGUGCUUCAGCUUUUGGAAUUCUCAACUUCGUGGGAUCUCUAUUUGGGGAUCUUAUUGAAUCAAUGAUCAAACGAGAUGCUGGUGUCAAAGAUUCUGGAUCUCUCAUUCCAGGGCAUGGGGGGAUACUUGAUAGAGUCGAUAGCUAUGUGUUCACUGGUGCACUUGCAUACUCCUUCAUAAAGAUUGCAUUGCCACUCUUUGGAGUCUGAGUUCAAAUGAUGAAGUCGAGGAUGUGUUCAUACAAACAUUCAGUUUGUUGCUGCAUCAACAACCAACUGUAAAGAAGGAACAACAGAAAGAAGAAGAUAGUAAAGAUUGAGACACAAAGAAGUUGCAGAGCGCUCCUUUAGGCUGAACACUCGCAUUGCUGGAUCACUCAAGUUACAUUUCUCUCAUAAUUUUUUCCCCCAUUCUUGUAAGAAAAUAUGUUUUUCUUCUUCUUAUUCUUCCUUUUCCCCCCUCUCUUCUGGGGAAUUCUACCAGUUCAAAGUUUUUUUGGUCAACUUGGCGAUAACAGCAGAUAUGCUGUUACAGGAAUUAACUUACUAGUAGCAUAAUGUAUAAUUUGUAUAACAAGCUUGUACUUCUUUCUUUAGCAUAGAAUAAUAUAUAAUCUUCUUCACCCUUGGAAUCA
Messenger RNA from Asparagus officinalis (garden asparagus), 1663 nucleotides. Its product is annotated as phosphatidate cytidylyltransferase 4, chloroplastic-like. Bases 54 to 1238 code for a protein of 394 amino acids. Gene Ontology annotation, cellular component: membrane. The record is from RefSeq and is a predicted model, not a curated record. Lineage: Eukaryota; Viridiplantae; Streptophyta; Magnoliopsida; Asparagales; Asparagaceae. The transcript has 7 exons. Gene Ontology annotation, molecular function: transferase activity, transferring phosphorus-containing groups.